Molecule: messenger RNA, 1467 nt
Organism: Anoplopoma fimbria (sablefish)
Lineage: Eukaryota; Metazoa; Chordata; Actinopteri; Perciformes; Anoplopomatidae
Gene: tsnax
Product: translin-associated factor X
Exons: 6
Coding region: 352-1200 (282 amino acids)
Cellular component (GO): cytoplasm; nucleus
Molecular function (GO): RNA endonuclease activity; sequence-specific DNA binding; RNA binding
Source: RefSeq, a predicted model, not a curated record
UCGCAUUUCCUGCUACGUGUGUAUACGGCGCAGAAGCCCCGCCGAUAAUGAUGACCGCGUGGAUGCCUGAUAUUAAAACGAAGUAAACACGAUUUCUUUCGCGUUGUAGGGUGUUUAGACUGACUCACUGAUGGUACCUUUCAUGUCUGAACGCAGCGGUUUAGUCUGGUGAGCUUAAAGAAACCCCCGACGAAUGUAAAGCCCCAGUUUACGUCACUCUGCCUCGUUACAUUUGGUCUUCAGCACGGACUUGUGUUGCUAAAGCAGCUACACACACAUCUGACAACGUUUACCGAGCUUAUGACUGUUCACUGUUACAUUCAUUUAAAGAAGAAACCCCGACACUGAAGCAUGAAUAAGCGAGAAGGUGAAGGAUGUCCCCGGAGAAAUGCUGAUGCAGCACAGGAUCGCAAUGCAAGUGCCAACCCAUCCUCGCCUGUCAUUGCUGCUUUUAAAGUUUUCCAACAGGAGCUUGACACCAAACACGACAAACAUGAGCGUCUUGUUAAGAUCAGUAGAGACGUCACCAUCGAAAGCAAGAGGACCAUUUUUCUUUUACAUAGAGUGACCAGUGUACCAAAUGCAGAUGAUAUUCUGAAAGAAGCAGACGGGAAGCUGGAUGCAGUCAGGCAGAAAAUUGGACAAAUUGCUGAAGAACUCAGAGGAGAGGACAUAUUUCAGUUUCACAGAGCUUUCACAGCGGGAAUCCAGGAGUAUGUGGAGGCCGUCUCUUUCCUGCACUAUAUCCGCCAUCGCAGCCUUAUCAGCCUGGAGGAGAUCAACGCUAGACUGGUGUUCAUCAGAGAAGAGAAAGUAGAUCCUAAGGACUCGGACGAGGCGCUGCCGGGCGGUCAGGUCCUGACCUUCCAGGUGACGCCCUCCGACUACCUGCUCGGAGUGGCCGACCUGACCGGAGAGCUGAUGCGGAUGUGCAUCAGCAGCGUGGGCAACGGCGACAUCGACACGCCGUUCCAGCUGAGCCAGUUCCUGCGGCAGAUCCACGACGGCUUCUCCUACAUCGGGAACACGGGCCCCUACGAGGUCUCCAAGAAGCUGCACACGCUGCGACAGAGCCUGGGCAAAGUGGAGGACGCCUGCUACGCCCUGCGCGUCCGCGGCUCGGAAAUCCCCAAACACAUGCUGGCGGACGUGUUCUCCAGUAGGACCACGCUCAUCGACCCCGAGGAAGGAGUGGUUUGAGUCCCGCAUCAGCAUUGACAACAUUGUUCAUGUUCUGUAUGGUGUCAUUGUCCACUUUAGUUAUGCUCCAGUUUGAUGUUUGUAUGUAUUUUUAAUGGGAUUUGACAGAUGUUUGAUAUGGUUCGUGACAUGCUUGUUAAUUUCUGUUUUUAUUAUUAGAAUAAAAACCGUGUUACAAUAGGCAAUGGAUUAUUUUUCUUUGAUAACGAUCUGAUGACUUCAGUUGUUUUGCAUGAAUAAAAGUUCUGUGCCAAAUAUGCCAUGCUC